Messenger RNA from Fomitiporia mediterranea MF3/22, 1602 nucleotides. RefSeq lists its product as uncharacterized. Gene Ontology annotation, cellular component: cytoplasm; nucleus. The transcript is spliced from 7 exons. The record is from RefSeq and is a predicted model, not a curated record. Gene Ontology annotation, biological process: protein ubiquitination; DNA damage response; ubiquitin-dependent protein catabolic process. Gene Ontology annotation, molecular function: NEDD8 activating enzyme activity; ubiquitin activating enzyme activity. Lineage: Eukaryota; Fungi; Basidiomycota; Agaricomycetes; Hymenochaetales; Hymenochaetaceae. The coding region runs from base 1 to 1602 and encodes 533 amino acids.
AUGACCGACGACUCUCAGGACAUCGAAACAGCGACGACAGCGCUUGAAUCUCCUCAGAUGUCUGGUCAACCUGACGCAAAGACUCGACGUUAUGACCGUCAACUCCGACUAUGGGCUGCAUCCGGACAAACUGCACUCGAAUCUGCUCGUAUCCUCGUCAUCUCUGCCUCCGCCACAUCUACAUCCAUUCUCAAGAACCUUGUCCUCCCUGGAAUCGGCCACUUCACGUUUCUCGAUCCAGGAUCUGUCUCACAGGAAGACGCAGGCAACAAUUUCUUCCUCGAGGGUCCGGAAAGCAUUGGCAAGAGCCGUGCGAAGGAGGCUGUUCGUCUACUCAGAGAGCUCAAUGAUUCCGUCGAGGGAGAGGCGGACACGAGUCACCUUGCGAGCAGGCUAACAGACGUCUCAUAUCUAUCCUCAUUCAACCUCAUCAUCGCACACAACCUAUCCGAAUCACUCCUCCUUCCUCUUACAAAACUCCUCUGGUCAGACCCAACAACGUUACCGCCACUUAUAACAGUCCGUUCCGCUGGCUUCCUUGCCGACUUCCAUAUUCAAAUUCACGAGCAUACGAUUGUUGAUUCUCACCCGGAGGGAGCUCCGUCUUUGAGACUUGAUAAACCGUUCCCUGCGUUGCUUGAAUAUGCGAGAUCGUUGGAGCUGGAGACGAUGGAUGGGACUGAACAUGCGCAUAUCCCUUAUGCUGUUAUCCUUGUUCGAGCGUUGGAUGAUUGGAAAGUAUCACACGGUGGUGAAGUACCGAAGACCUCCGCAGACCGCGCAGCAUUCAAAAAAUCCGUCCUCGCCAUGAAAAGAAAGCCCGAUGAAGAGAACUUUGACGAAGCAGCUACACAAACCUACCGAGCUUAUACAGAAACAAAAGUUCCAUACGACAUUGCGCAGUUGUUUGAAGAUCCAUUACUUAAAACGCUCAGCCCUACGUCUCCACCGUUCUUUCACUUGCUAGCUGCGUUGAAGACGUUCACCGAGCAACCGCCUUAUACGCUUCCGCUUUCGUCUGCAUUACCGGAUAUGAAAUCCGAUACGAAGAGUUAUGUACAUUUGCAGACUUUGUAUAAACGGCAGGCGGAGGAAGAGAAGGCACGGUUCAGGGAGAUAUUAAGAGAGCGAGGAGGGGUGGAGGUGGAUGAGGCUAUGGUUGAUGAGUUUGUAAGGAAUGCACAUGGGUUGAAGAUUGUGAGAGGACAUAGGUGGGGGACGGUUGACGAGAAUCCGCAGCUUCUUGCGAACUUGUUGUCUUCGGAAGAAACGGCUUUACCUGCAGCUACUCACCUUGCUUUAUCCGCUGCGUCACAUUUACUGUCCAAGAAUCCACACAACAGUGGAGAAUUGACGGCGGAACAGCUGACAGUGUAUAUCCAGUCUAUGCUCCCAGCUGGAACUGUGUUGCCUAAGGAAGUCGCCUCUGCCGUGGGCGAAAUUGCACGCACACCAACAGCAGACUUACCUAACACAGCAGCCUUCCUUGGUGGCCUCGUAGCACAGGAAGCGAUCAAGGUGAUUACGAAACAGUAUGUACCUGUGCAGGGGACUUGUGUGGUUGAUUUGGUUGCGAGUCGGACGGGGGUUUUGAAUGUAUGA